Mesorhabditis spiculigera is the source of this 1983-nucleotide messenger RNA. The record is from the annotation of a GenBank genome assembly. Lineage: Eukaryota; Metazoa; Nematoda; Chromadorea; Rhabditida; Rhabditidae.
AUGCCCUUCUCGGCAAAGCCAACAACAAAGGACCCGGCCAGCUAUGCAAAUUUUACCGAGGUCACCGUCCGGCAUAUGGACCUGAAAUAUUGCAUUUCUUUCGAGAAAAAGACAAUGGAGGCGGAAGCCAAUUACAUUCUCGACGUGCUCACCAAUGAAGCGGAGAAAAUUUCACUCGACACCCGCGAUUGUGACAUUCACAAGGUCGAGGUUAACGGACAUGAAUAUGCUUACAAAAUCCUCGAACCGGAAAAGGAAUAUAAAGGCCACAAUCUGGUGGUGGCACUGCCAAAGGGGCUGAGGGUUGGGGAUGAAGUAAAGUUGACAAUAUCCUAUACGGUGCUGCCAGAGUCAUUGUCUUUACAAUGGAUGGCGCCGGAGCAGACGAUCGAUAAGACCCACCCACUCGUGUUUACAUACAAUCAACCAAUAAAUGCUCGUGCCAUUGUACCAUGUAUGGAUACGCCAUCAGUCAAGAGCACCAUCAGCUACCAGGUAUCUGCCCCUAAAUCUCUACAAGUUUUGUUUGCUGCUGUCGAAUCGAAGGGCCCUGAAGUUGACCAGGAACACCCUGAAAACAGAAUUUUUUAUGCGGAACAAAAGAUUCCAAUCCCCUCCUACCUAAUCGCGUUCCUGGCUGGAAAUUACGUAUCUGCGGAUAUUUCACCGAGAAUCCGGGUUUGGACUGAGCCGUCGAUUAUCGAAAAGGCUAGAUAUGAAUUUGCUACGACCGAAGAGCAGCUGCAGCUAGCCGAGUCGAUACUUGGUGAAUUCGUGUGGGGCCGAGCGGACAUGGUGGUGUUGCCGAAUUCGUUUCCGUUCGGCGGGAUGGAGAAUCCGAAUAUGAUCUUCUUGACACCGUCUUUGUUGGCUGGGGAUCGUUCUUUGGUGCAUCUUGUCACUCAUGAACUUGUGCAUUCUUGGACCGGGAAUUUGGUGACCAACGCUACUUGGGAGCACAUGUGGCUUAAUGAGGGCUUCACCAAAUACUACGAACGCCGUAUUCUCGGCAAACAAUUUGGAGAACCCCGUCGCGCAUUCCAAAAUAUCAACGUACGGGCCGUGAAAGUGUAUUCCAGGCUGAACGAGGGCUUCACCGAAUACUAUGAGCGUCGGGUGAUCGGAAAGGAAUUUGGGGAGUCGAACAGGGACGUCUGUUGCAUCAACUGUUGGAGCCAGAAUUUGGUGACGACGGUGCACGAGCAAUUCCACCCGGAACACCCCUGGACGGCCAUGGUCCAGGACCACAGCGUCGAAGGUGACCCAAUUUCCGCUUUCUCUAUGAUCUACUACGAAAAGGGCCAAGUGUUCCUCUACACCCUGGAAAAGCUGUUGGGGCGUGAAGAAUUCGAUACCUGGAUGCACAAAUACAUUGCCGACUACACGGGAAAGUCGUUGAACACCGACGAGUGGCGCGCCCAUUUCUUGGCCCAUUUUGCCGAUAAAGCGGAUGCCUUGGCCGAGCUCGACCUCGACAAGUGGCUUUAUGGCUUGGGGAUGCCCCCAAAACAGCCGAGCUACGAUACAUCUUUGCAAGAAGAAUGCCAGAAAUAUGCCGACUUGUGGGCCGAUGCUGAUCCGGCUGCCGCGGAACAUAUCGAUACAUCAAUUUAUGAGAAUUUUAAUGCGCUACAGAAAAUCGAGUUUUUCAGCUUGGUUCGGAAUCACAAAAACGUGGUAGAAUCAAAAGUGUUGGAAGUGAUGGAACGUCGGUUGAAUUUGGGGCAUUUGACGAAUGUUGAGAUGGAAUAUCUCUACAUCCUGGCCGGUCUUCGAGCUCGUUGGCACUCCAUCAUCCCGCGCGCCAUGGCAUUUGUCGAGAAGAAUGGACGCCUCAAAUUUUCGCGACCCGUCUUUAGGGAGCUCCUCAGCUGGGACCAAACCCAAAAAGACACCCUCGUCCUCUUCCACCGUAUCCGCACCCAAAUGCACCCGCUUGGCGCGGAGAUGACGAUGCUCGAGUUGAAGAAGCUGGGAUUGGCU